Messenger RNA from Oryza brachyantha (malo sina), 783 nucleotides. Its product is annotated as probable calcium-binding protein CML15. Gene Ontology annotation, molecular function: calcium ion binding; enzyme regulator activity. The transcript has a single exon. Bases 143 to 436 code for a protein of 97 amino acids. Lineage: Eukaryota; Viridiplantae; Streptophyta; Magnoliopsida; Poales; Poaceae. The record is from RefSeq and is a predicted model, not a curated record.
CACAGGGCUAAACAUGCUGCUGCGCAUUCAAUUCAGAUCUCAGGUGAGCGAGCAGCAUCGAUCUCGUCUCGUCUCCAACGUUGGCUGAUCGCAGUCGUCGCAGCAAAGCCGGAGAGAAGAGGGGUUCCGGUCGAUCAGAUCGAUGGCGAUCAGGAACAUGACGGUGGCGACGACGCGGUCGCUGGACGGCGACAUGACGGUGGACGAGUUCAAGGAGUGGCUGAGGCGGUUCGACGUGGACCGCGACGGGCGCAUCAGCCGCGACGAGCUGCGGCGCGCCAUGCGCGCCAUCCGGGCGCGGUUCACGGGGUGGAGGAGCAGGCAGGGCAUCAGCUACGCCGACGCCGACGGCGACGGCUACAUCGACGACGGCGAGGUGGACGGCCUCAUCGAGUACGCCCAGAAGAGCCUCGGCCUCAGGAUCGUCGCCUACUAGCAAGCCAGCUAGCUAUACCCAUGGCUAGAGCUAGCUAGCUCCUAAUUGCAGCUCGAGCUCGAUCCAGCCGGCCGGCCGGCCGGACAUGUGUGCGGCCUAAAUAAUCUCCCAUCUUGAUCGAUCGCUUGUUACGACUUCAUCUCUUGCUUUCUUGUACUUAACUUAAUCAACUUCGUGUACUGUGUGUGUGUGCUUGUGAUCUACCCUGUAUUAAUUGGUGUGUUACUGAUUGCUCUUUUGAGACAAGAGAGAUCAAUUGACCAUGUAUUUUCUUGAUCCACGAAACAUAACUGGUUUUUAUGAACUUAAUUACAACAUCGACCUCUGGUCUGCAUGUGGAUAAACAG